Melospiza georgiana is the source of this 1569-nucleotide messenger RNA. It is a transcript of the gene HEBP2, whose product is annotated as heme binding protein 2. Gene Ontology annotation, cellular component: cytoplasm. The coding region runs from base 164 to 715 and encodes 183 amino acids. NCBI's taxonomy places the organism in Eukaryota, Metazoa, Chordata, Aves, Passeriformes, Passerellidae. The transcript has 5 exons. The record is from RefSeq and is a predicted model, not a curated record.
UUCUGGUUUUCAUAACAGUAGCCCCCUCCAGUAGGGUUGAGGCAUGGGAGGAGCUUGCCCAAACUCAAAUAAACACUGACAUGCAGCAUCUUAUGAAGAUGUGCAGCCUCCACAGGACACACUGCAACAGCUGGAAGGACAAGCACUGAAACUCUCUGGCAAGAUGAUCAAGUCCUUCAAGCAAACAUUUCUGUCCCUGGACCUGCAGUCCCCUCGCUGGAGCUCAGCAGAGGCAAUGGCCAAGGACUAUGAACUGCGUCAGUACGAGACAGCCAAGUGGGUCAGCACGGUCAUCAGGGGGGAAAGCCAGAAGGAAGCAAUGCGCCAGGGCUUCUGGAAACUCUUCCACUACCUCCAGGGAAAGAAUGAAAAAGAAAUGAAGAUUGAUAUGACUGUGCCAGUGACCUGCCUGGUAAAAUCAGGCUGCACAGACUUCAAGAUCUCUUUCUUUGUGCCAUUUGAACACCAGGACUGUCCCCCCCAGCCCACUGACUCCGAUGUGUUCAUUGAGGAACAUAAGGCAGCAGCUCUCUUUGUCCGAUCCUUUGGUGGAUUUGCCUCCCCAGAGAAGUAUGCUGAGGAAGCUGAUGCCUUGGCCAGAACCUUAAGAAACAGAGGCCAACCAUUCCACGAAGAUUUCUUUUAUACUGCAGGCUAUGACAGUCCCUUCAAGCUCUUCAACAGGCAUAAUGAAGUGUGGUAUUUUAAAAAGUAACACAAUGGGAGAAUAUUAAGUGGCUACUAAUCAGCUCUGGAUGAAAACAGACCUUAUUAUUGGCUUUUUAGUGCAGAAGAGUUUUAGUUCACAUGUGGACUCUGUCCAAAUAUAUUUUCUCUAGGAUGAAGUACUUUUCUGGAUAAAAACAUUUUAAAAUGUAAUUCAAAAUCAUACCAGAUGGAGUGGGUGGGAAAUGUAACAAAUUCACUCCUCCUAUUGAAAGAUUCUAAGCCACACUAAUAAUGUGAAAAUAAUCCUGCUGAAUUUUAAGUAUGUAGUUUAUUUCUCAUUAGAAGUGCUACAGCAGUAGUUGAAAUGUUAUGGAAAGGGAGUUCUUCAUAACUGACUUUCAUAUGCUGACUUUCCUCAUAUUGACAUCACCCCUGAGACCAGGGAGGAAUUUAAAUGAACUUUUCAGAAAAGCAAGCUUCCCUUAAGGAGCAUUAGAAAGCAGAAACAUAAUGGCAGGCCUCAGUGACUUCUAAACAGUAACUGUUGUUAAUUAGCAUUUGAAAAUCUCCCACCUCUGCAACUUUUUCCCCCUCUGAAGACCAAGUGUUGUGUUGUUUAAAUCCAGAACCCUUGGAAACAGGUUACCAGGUCCAAGCUGUACACUUGUUCUGAGAAGAUCUCCACCUCAACAUGUAAUACCAGGAUUACUGGUAGACUAUUACUUUAGUAGCAAAUAGCCAAGUUUAGCUCUCUCAUUAAAACACUUGAAAUAAAUACUCCUUAACUUAUUUAGCUUUCUCAAAAAUAUGGUGACUUGCAGCCUGCACACCAGCAGUAUUUGACACCUCAGUUAAGACACUUGCAGAACUAGCAUCUAGCCUAGUUUAGUACCUGCUCUA